Molecule: messenger RNA, 1770 nt
Organism: Annulohypoxylon maeteangense
Lineage: Eukaryota; Fungi; Ascomycota; Sordariomycetes; Xylariales; Hypoxylaceae
Exons: 4
Coding region: 399-1613 (404 amino acids)
Biological process (GO): regulation of transcription by RNA polymerase II
Molecular function (GO): DNA-binding transcription factor activity, RNA polymerase II-specific; RNA polymerase II cis-regulatory region sequence-specific DNA binding
Source: RefSeq, a predicted model, not a curated record
UUCUCUCUUAUCCGUAAAGAAGAGCCUCUUGCUACCACGGCCUUGUAAUAAGCUUGGAGGAACUAUUUGGACUCGACCGCCGCAUAAUCCAGAGGAGUCAGGAAGAGAACCCGAAAUAUCUACAUAUAAUUAUCAACCAUUAACCACAGACAUUAAAUUUGUCUCCCGUUCUACCAAAAAAAAACCUAUUGGAGUGUUGGGAUCAAAGUGCAAAUGGUUGAAGUUUGAUAAGACAGGGCACGCUCUGGAACGAAUCGAGGACUCUCUGCCUUAGGCGUUUAAAAUAUACCUGGUGCUUCACGGGCCAUUUCCAUAUUUAUAUACCUACUAGGUACCCCAUUGCUCAUUAAUACCGACGCCAUACGAGAUCCGGUACAUAAGCCGGUUAAAUUUAUAAGAUGUCUGCUCUUACGAUGCCUUCUUCUCCAUACCAUCAUGGAUUUCCUCACGAAUUCUCUUGGCAAGAAUCUUCUGAGUUGUCGUCCAGACCACGCGAGAGAAUCGCACUCCCGUCUAUUCGACAGGCUUUCCCAGAACUUCAACUCCACAUACAACAGGAUAUUCCAGCUAGAACACCACCCUCCGCGACGACUCCUACUGGAAGAUCAUUUAAUACGACAACAACGCCACCAGAAUAUGUUCACUCACAGUCACCGCAGCACCAAAAGAAAAGGCCCCUUGGUGUGGGUAUGGAUCAGUUUGAGUAUAGGGAAGAUCAAGAGACAAAUUCGUUGCCAAGGAUAUCGACUAUCUCACACGAUGACAGUCGUCGACAACUCCCGGUGACAAUACGAAGAGCAAACAUCGAGGCAUGGGAGGAUCCGCACCAUCCUAGCCCUCCUCGCGGAAGGCCUGUGCAAUCUCCCAUAAGCCGGGAAGCAUUCGAACGGCACGAGGGUCGCUCGAACCUACCGAGCUUCCCGAUGUUAAACCUUGUUGGGUCUGAACCACGCCGGCAAGUGAGAAAUGAGGAAUGGAUGAGAGAGUUCAUGAGGAGACCAAGCCUAUCUAGUAAUGGUAGUCACCACACCGAGGGAGGAUCUCCCACAUACCGACCCGAAGGUUUUGGCUACGACCCCCAUCAUCCCAGUCGAGUACAGUCCCUUUCUAUGGGCUCGGUCCAUAAUUAUGAUAGGACGCCGUUUUCUCCAGGACUCUCACCUCGCCCAUACGACCCACAGCAGUACCACGAGAAUUUAAUGCGGAUGCGCGAUUUCAGUAUGGUGAUGAAUGGCGAGGGAAAGCAACGGAAGCGCCGCGGAAAUUUACCAAAGGAGACUACAGACAAAUUGCGCGCUUGGUUUGUCGCCCAUCUUCAACACCCGUACCCGUCAGAGGAGGAAAAGCACGAUUUAAUGAGGCAGACGGGUUUACAAUUAAAUCAGAUAAGUAAUUGGUUUAUCAAUGCGAGGCGACGGCAACUCCCGACCAUGAUUAACAACGCCCGUGCCGAGUCAGAUGCCAUGACAGUGCGUAAUAGCGAUGGCAAGCUGCUACCUUCGACUGAACGAGCGGACUACGAACCCGACUGCAAACCCCUGAGCGACUGCGAUGUAGAAUUAGAGUCUAUGAAGCGACGUAGGAUCAACAACGUUAAUCGCGGUAGCAUAUGAUGGAAAUCAUGCUAUCCCGGAAAAGGGAUGGGGUUGGGGGUUUGAUUGUAUUACUAUGGAUAACGGCAUUUUUAUAUUAUAGAGAGCUGUCAAAGGUCUCGGUCGAAUUCCGAAUCGGACGACUGAUUUAUUUUUUCACGAAUAACGUUUUAAAAAG